Messenger RNA from Capronia coronata CBS 617.96, 1542 nucleotides. Its product is annotated as eukaryotic translation initiation factor 2 subunit gamma. Bases 1 to 1542 code for a protein of 513 amino acids. The transcript has a single exon. Gene Ontology annotation, cellular component: cytosol; eukaryotic translation initiation factor 2 complex. Lineage: Eukaryota; Fungi; Ascomycota; Eurotiomycetes; Chaetothyriales; Herpotrichiellaceae. The record is from RefSeq and is a predicted model, not a curated record. Gene Ontology annotation, molecular function: translation initiation factor activity; GTPase activity; GTP binding. Gene Ontology annotation, biological process: positive regulation of translational fidelity; formation of translation preinitiation complex.
AUGUCUACCAACGGCGACCUCCCUUCCGACGACGAGUUCUCGCAGCCCGGCACUCCCCCCGGUGACGAGAACGACGUGGACGAAAUCGAAGAAAGCAACCAACCUCCCAAAUCGGCGCUGAAAAAGAGCACCACAGCAGCCAUUCCCGAGCCUCCAGUCGCUCGCCCUGUCCUUCCCGAACAACCAGAACCUCAAGACCUAGAUAUAUCCACGCUCACGCCUCUAACGCCCGAGAUCAUAGCCCGACAAGCGACGAUCAACAUUGGAACGAUAGGACAUGUGGCGCACGGAAAGUCGACGGUGGUCAAGGCCAUUUCCGGCGUGCAGACGGUUCGAUUCAAGAACGAGUUGGAGCGGAACAUUACCAUCAAGCUCGGUUACGCCAACGCCAAGAUCUACAAGUGUGACAACCAGGAGUGUCCACGACCAACCUGCUACAAGAGCUACAAGAGUGAAAAGGAAGUAGAUCCUCCGUGUGAAAGACCCGGAUGUGGAGGCACAUACCGUCUGCUCCGACACGUGUCGUUCGUUGACUGCCCAGGACACGAUAUUCUCAUGAGCACCAUGUUAUCAGGCGCCGCGGUGAUGGACGCGGCUCUUCUCCUGAUCGCGGGUAACGAAACGUGCCCCCAGCCGCAAACGUCGGAGCAUUUGGCGGCCAUUGAGAUCAUGAAGCUCAACCACAUCAUCAUCUUGCAGAACAAGGUCGACCUGAUGCGGGAAGAAGGCGCGCUCUCCCACUACGAGUCCAUCCUGAAAUUCAUCAAGGGCACCGUGGCCGACGGAUCGCCCAUCAUCCCCAUCUCCGCACAACUGAAAUACAACAUCGACGCCAUCAACGAGUAUCUGGUCACCAAGAUCCCCGUGCCGGUGCGCAACUUCACCGCCCCGCCGCACAUGAUUGUGAUCCGAUCGUUCGACGUCAACAAACCCGGCGCCGAGAUUGAAGACCUGAAGGGUGGUGUCGCAGGAGGGUCGAUCCUGACCGGGGUCCUGAAACUCGGCGACGAAGUGGAAAUCCGGCCGGGCAUCAUCACCAAGGACGAAAAGGGCCAGACCAUCUGCCGCCCCAUCAUGUCUCGCGUGGUCAGUCUGUUCGCCGAACACAACGACCUGAAAUUCGCCGUUCCCGGCGGUCUGAUCGGUGUCGGGACCCGCGUCGAUCCCACGCUGUGCCGAGCCGAUCGUCUGGUCGGCCACGUGCUGGGCCUCAGGGGCCAACUGCCCGAAAUCUACAUCGAGCUGGAAGUUAACUACUUCCUGCUGCGACGGUUGUUGGGCGUCAAGACCGCCGACGGCAAACAGGCCAAGGUCGCAAAGUUGGCCAAGAACGAGGUCCUCAUGGUCAACAUUGGCAGCACCGCCACCGGUGCGAAGGUCAUGGGCGUCAAGGCCGACGCCGCAAAACUCACCCUGACCACCCCGGCCUGCACCGCCAUCGGCGAGAAGAUCGCCCUCAGUCGCAGAAUCGAAAAGCAUUGGCGUCUUAUUGGCUGGGCGAAUAUCGUCGCGGGAAACACCAUCGCGCCUGAGGCUUCCUAG